Dibothriocephalus latus is the source of this 414-nucleotide messenger RNA. Lineage: Eukaryota; Metazoa; Platyhelminthes; Cestoda; Diphyllobothriidea; Diphyllobothriidae. The record is from the annotation of a GenBank genome assembly.
AUGCUACCCCUCAUCAACAUGCUUUCUAGUCCCAAGAGUCGCCUUCAGCUUAUUGGUGAGGCACCGACCGCUUUCAAGAGAAUCAAGGCCGCCCUUACUGACGCUACCCUGCUUACGCAUCUCGCUCCCGAAGUUCAAAUGUCUUUGAUAGUAGACUGUAAGACCGCAGACAAUCGGAAUUUCAUCUUAUUCACAGAUCAUACGCCGUUGACCCUUGUUCUUCGAUCUCACUCUGGCACGUACAAUCUGAGCAAGAUUGCCCACCUGGAUUACAUCUCGCAGUUCACCACCGAUAUCCGCCACACUGAAGGCACGAAGAAUGAGUUGGUCGACAUGCUGUUUAGACCUCCCACUUCUGCAUUCCAAUUCUCACAUGAGGUCAUCCUUGGUGCUAUGGCGGCUGAGCAAAUAUGA